GGCGGAGAUCUAGCCCAGCCUGGGAUCAGUUUUCCAGGGCCAGCAGAGGAGGAACUAGAUCAACAGUACUCAUGGUCACCAACCCAGCACUUCAAUGAAGAGAGAUACUCUCCUGCUCCAAGGAAUAUGAAAGGAUUAUCCAGUAGUCGAAAUCAACCACAGUUAUGUUCCGGUCAUACCUGUGGCUUAACACCCCCUGAAGAUUGUGAACACACGCACGACCACCUUCACCAUGGGCAGGAGCCAAGGCAAUCGUACCUGCUUAGCCCUACAGAGAGUUGUCCCAUGGAUCACCAUCGCUGCUCACCACGGAGCUCCAUCCAUUCUGAAUGUAUGAUGAUGCCCAUGAUGAUGGGCGAUCAUAUGUCCAGUAGCACUUUUCCCAGAAUGCAUUACAGCUCACAUUAUGAUACAAGGGACGACUGUGCCAUGUCUCACACUAGCACUAAAAUCAAUCGGAUCCCUGCCAAUCUUUUGGACCAGUUUGAGAAACAGCUUCCUCUACACAGGGAUGGAUUCCACACUUUACAGUAUCAGAGGACUUCAACUGCUGCAGAACAACGGAGUGAAAGCCCAGGGAGAAUACGACACCUUGUCCAUUCAGUUCAGAAGCUUUUUACCAAGUCUCAUUCUUUAGAAGGCUCUUCCAAAAGUAAUGUCAAUGGGACCAAGAGUGACAGUAGAGGGGAUGAUCAUCAUCAUGGCCAUCCUAAACAUAGUAAAAGGAGCAAAAGCAAGGAGCGAAAGCCUGAAACUAAGCAUAAAUCUGGGAUGAGUAGUUGGUGGAGCUCUGAUGACAAUUUGGACAGUGAUAGCACUUAUCGAACACCCAGUGUGGUGAAUCGACACCAUGUGGAUCAUAUCUCCCACUGCUACCCUGAAGCUCUCCAGAGCCACUUUGGGGAUCUCUCCCUAAAGACUUCAAAAAGUAAUAAUGACAUGAAAUGCUCUGCAUGUGAAGGCUUAGCUAUGACCCCUGAUGGGAAAUACAUGAAAAGGAGUUCCUGGUCGACUCUCACAGUAAGCCAGGCAAAAGAAGCUUACCGAAAGAGUUCAUUGAACUUAGAUAAGCCUCUGGUCCAUCAGGAAAUUAAGCCAGCCUUGAGGCCAUGUCAUUACCUUCAGGUGCCUCAAGAUGAAUGGGGAGGGUACCCCACUGGCGGGAAAGAUGAGGAGAUACCCUGCAGGAGAAUGAGGAGUGGGAGUUAUAUUAAAGCCAUGGGAGAUGAGGAGAGCGGAGAAUCUGACUCUAGCCCCAAAACUUCACCAAAAGUAGCAGUCCGACCAGAGGCGUUGUUAAAGUCCAUUGGACAGAGACCGCUUGGAGAUCACCAAACCCAGAGCUACCUACAAGCUGCAAGUGAUGUGCCUGGUGGUCACAACCUGGAUCCCUCUCCUAACUACAACUCUCCGAAAUUCCGCUCCAGGAAUCAGAGCUAUAUGCGGGCAGUCAGCACUCUGAGUCAGGCCAGCUGCGUUAGUCAGAUGAGUGAAGCUGAGAUCAACGGGCAGUUUGAAUCGGUGUGUGAAUCAGUCUUUAGUGAAGUUGAAUCUCAGGCCAUGGAUGCCCUAGACCUUCCUGGUUGCUUCCGAACGAGAAGUCACAGUUAUCUGAGAGCCAUUCAGGCUGGUUACUCCCAAGAUGAUGAAUGUAUUCCUGCAAUGACAUCUUCUAACAUCACCUCAACUAUCAGGUCAACAACAGCUGUAUCAUACACAAGUUAUAAAAAAACACCACCACCAGUUCCCCCUCGGACAACCUCCAAGCCUCUGAUUUCUGUUACCGCCCAGAGCAGCACGGAAUCUACCCAGGAUGCCUACCAUGACAGCCGGACUCAGAGGAUCCCUCCAUGGCCACAAGAUGGCCGAGGCCUGUACAAUUCCACAGAUAGCCUGGACAGUAACAAGGCCAUGAAUCUUGCCCUGGAAACAGCAGCCGCCCAGCGCCACGCCUCUGAGAGCCAGAGCAGUUCAAUUCGAACUAGUGACAAAGCCGUCUUAGUGACAAAAGCUGAGGAGUUCCUCAAGAGCCGUCGUUCCUCAAUAGGAAUUCAGGUGGAAACAGCAACUGAUUCUGAUACAGAGAGCAGAGGCCUACGGGAAUAUCACUCUGUUGGAGUGCAAGUGGAAGAUGAAAAACGACAUGGUCGGUUUAAACGUUCGAAUAGUGUAACAGCUGCAGUUCAGGCUGACCUAGAACUGGAGGGCUUUCCUGGACACAUUACUAUGGAGGACAAGGGUCUUCAGUUUGGUUCAUCAUUUCAGCGACAUUCAGAACCUAGCACUCCUACCCAAUAUGGCGCAGUAAGAACUGUACGGACACAAGGACUUUUCAGUUACCGAGAAGAUUAUAGGACCCAAGUUGACACCUCAAACCUUCCCCCACCUGACCCUUGGCUAGAGCCAUCUAUUGAGACAGUAGAAACUGGCAGGAUGUCACCUUGUCGACGGGAUGGAACAUGGUUUAUGAAGCUACUGCACACAGAGACAAAGAGGAUGGAAGGAUGGUGUAAAGAGAUGGAAAGAGAAGCAGAAGAAAACGACCUCUCUGAAGAAAUUCUAGGUAAAAUCAGGAGUGCAGUUGGAAGUGCUCAGCUUCUCAUGUCUCAGAAGUUCCAGCAAUUUUAUUGGCUUUGUCAGCAAAAUUUGGAUCCUAGUGCUAUGCCAAGGCCUACUUCCCAAGACCUGGCAGGAUUUUGGGACUUAUUGCAGCUCUCAAUUGAAGAUGUCAGCAUGAAGUUUGAUGAACUCCACCAGCUGAAGCUCAAUGAAUGGAAACUAAUAGAAUCCCCUGAAAGAAAGGAAGAAAGAAAGGUUCCCCCUCCAGUACCAAAGAAGCCUCCAAAAGGGAAAUUUCCUAUCACAAGAGAAAAGUCUCUAGACCUACCUGACAGACAACGCCAAGAAGCUAGAAGACGGCUCAUGGCCGCCAAGAGAGCAGCCUCCUUUAGGCAGAAUUCGGCUACUGAACGAGCAGACAGCAUUGAGAUCUACAUCCCUGAGGCCCAAACCAGGCUUUAA
Messenger RNA from Vombatus ursinus (common wombat), 3021 nucleotides. RefSeq names its product DLG associated protein 2 (gene DLGAP2). Gene Ontology annotation, biological process: signaling. The record is from RefSeq and is a predicted model, not a curated record. The transcript is spliced from 11 exons. The coding region runs from base 127 to 3021 and encodes 964 amino acids. Gene Ontology annotation, cellular component: glutamatergic synapse; postsynaptic specialization. Lineage: Eukaryota; Metazoa; Chordata; Mammalia; Diprotodontia; Vombatidae. Gene Ontology annotation, molecular function: molecular adaptor activity.